Messenger RNA from Aspergillus aculeatus ATCC 16872, 1659 nucleotides. Its product is annotated as metallophosphoesterase family protein. The record is from RefSeq and is a predicted model, not a curated record. NCBI's taxonomy places the organism in Eukaryota, Fungi, Ascomycota, Eurotiomycetes, Eurotiales, Aspergillaceae. Gene Ontology annotation, molecular function: phosphoprotein phosphatase activity. Gene Ontology annotation, cellular component: cytoplasm. Bases 1 to 1659 code for a protein of 552 amino acids. The transcript is spliced from 3 exons.
AUGACACGCCGACUUGUUCGAGCGGGCGUGCAGCUCGCCAUCUUCGCGUCCUUUGUCACUCUCCUCGUCGUGGUUUUGGACAACCGAUUCCGCGUCCUCCCUGCCUCCAUCCAUGGCCACCUUCCGUCCCAUUACAACGGCCUCGUCGUCACCGAUGUGACAGUUGUCACCUGUUCGUCCGUGAAUGUCUUUUCCAGCUGCAAACCAAACCCACAGACGGCAUGGUCGCAGGUGGAGAAGGAUCUUUACCUCCGCACCGGUUGGACCUCGAGCGCUUUCGUCCGCUUCGAGCGCAAGAAAGAGGAGGAGCUGCUCGCCAGCGACCAAGUGGUCAUUGACCUCAAGAUCAGCCGACUCGUACCAGAAUACUCAGAUAAGCCCGAGGACGAAAAGGAGACGUGGGAACAAAGACCCGGAGGCAUCUGGCUGAAGCGGACCGCCAAGCGGCAUGCGAGUGACUCGCAGAAGGCGAUCACGGCCGUCGAUGUUCUGUUCGGCGCGGAUGCCGUGGACCCUCGUAUUGGCUGGGAAGUGAAGGAUACCCCGCUGCUACUGGAUAGCCGGACGGAGGCCCUGGAGGCCCGGAUUAGCGUUCGGAGGGGCGAUCCCACCAAGACGAAGAAGCCAGUGCCUCGCAUCAAUGAGAACGGGCGGUUCAAGAUCAUGCAGCUCGCAGAUCUGCAUUUGAGUACGGGCCUUGGAGCAUGCCGAGACCCCGUGCCAGCGGAGUCGAUUCCGGGCCAGAAGUGCGAAGCUGAUCCCCGGACACUGGAGUUUGUGGAGCGGCUCCUGGACGAAGAGCAGCCGGACAUGGUCGUCUUGAGCGGAGAUCAGGUCAAUGGCGAGACGGCCAAGGAUGCGCAGAGCGCACUCUUCAAGUCUGUGAAGUUGCUGGUCGAUCGCAAGAUCCCCUACGCGGCUAUUUUCGGCAACCAUGACGAUGAGGGGGACCUUUCCCGACUGGAAUUAAUGACAAUACUGGAGGACCUGCCAUACUCGCUCUCGAGGGCGGGGCCUGAGGAAGUGGACGGCGUUGGAAAUUAUUAUGUGGAAGUCCUGGGCCGCGGAAGCACUCAGCACUCGGCUCUGACUCUGUACUUGCUGGAUAGCCACUCUUACUCCCCUGAUGAGCGUCAAUUCCGCGGCUACGAUUGGAUCAAACCUACCCAAAUCCAUUGGUUUAAGAACACUGCUCAUAGCUUGCGGACCAAGCACCACGAAUACACUCACAUGCACAUGAAUAUGGCUUUCAUCCACAUUCCUGUGCCCGAGUACCGCGACUCUCGCAACUACUACCGUGGAAACUGGUCCGAGGCUCCAACAGCUCCGGGCUUCAACUCGGGCUUCAAGGACGCUAUGGAAGAAGAGGGCAUUCUAUUUGUGAGCUGUGGACAUGACCACGUCAACGACUACUGCAUGCUGAACCGUGAUCACGAAGAGAAGCCAUCCCUUUGGAUGUGCUAUGGAGGUGGAGUCGGGUUUGGCGGUUACGGAGGCUAUGGGGGCUACGUGCGACGGGUGCGGUUCUAUGACUUCGACAUGAACCCCGGUCGCGUUAUGACCUACAAGCGGCUUGAGCAUGGCGAGACUGAAGGCCGCAUCGACGAGAUGAUGAUCAUUGAUGGAGGUACGGUCAAGGGACCGGAUCCAGAACUUUAA